Molecule: messenger RNA, 3770 nt
Organism: Hippocampus zosterae (dwarf seahorse)
Lineage: Eukaryota; Metazoa; Chordata; Actinopteri; Syngnathiformes; Syngnathidae
Gene: snrkb
Product: SNF related kinase b
Exons: 5
Coding region: 237-2015 (592 amino acids)
Biological process (GO): microtubule cytoskeleton organization; protein phosphorylation; intracellular signal transduction
Cellular component (GO): cytoplasm
Molecular function (GO): ATP binding; tau-protein kinase activity; protein serine/threonine kinase activity
Source: RefSeq, a predicted model, not a curated record
GGGAGUGUGAACGCUGGGGAAAACAUGGAUCCGAAGGAAGGAAGCGGAGGGGCCGUCGUCGACAAUGUCGUUUAUUUUUAAGUUCGGCGGUUGACAGCGAGUCCGGGUUGCCGCGUCCCGAGAUGUUCGCGCCGACGGCAACCCCCUUGCAGUAAGGAGGAUUGUGACCAAGCCAAGCCCCCUCUUCCUGCAACCUCCAAGGUUCUCUAUCCAUUGAAACACUCUUUGAUGUCAACAUGGAAUGUGGCGAGAACAUCCCAGCCCAAGAUGAACAUCUCAAAUCAGACCGCUUGAACCUCAGCGGACUGUACCAUGUGGGUCGGACCUUGGGAAGGGGUCACUAUGCAGUGGUGAAACUUGCUCGGCACGUCAACACUGGGCAGCUGGUUGCUAUUAAGAUGAUUGACAAGACCAAACUCGAUGUCAUGGCGACAAGCCACCUCUUACAGGAAGUCAGAUGUAUGAGGAGGGUGCAACAUCCUAACGUGGUCCGCCUCUACGAGGUCAUCGACACACCUACCACCCUUUACCUGGUCAUGGAGCUGGCAGAGGGGGGCGACCUGUACGACUACAUCCUUCGCCACGAGACAGGCGUUGCUGAGGGCACUGCCAAACGCCAUUUUGCCCAGAUCGUGCGCGCCGUGGCGUACUGCCACAAGCUCCACGUGGUGCACCGAGACCUGAAGCCAGAGAAUGUGGUGUUCUUUCCGCAGCAGGGGGCAGUGAAACUGACAGACUUUGGUUUCAGUAACUUAUUCAAACCUGGGACCAUGUUGGCCACCAGCUGUGGGUCCCUGGCAUAUUCUGCACCGGAGAUUCUUUUGGGAGAAGAGUAUGAUGCUCCGGCUGUGGAUAUCUGGUCCCUCGGGGUGAUCUUGUACAUGUUAGUGUGCGGGGUCCCUCCCUUUCAGGAGGCCAAUGACAGUGAGACUCUGGUCAUGAUUCUGGAUUGUCGCUACUCCAUCCCCGACCACGUCUCAGGCCACUGCAGAGAUCUGAUCUCCAGGAUGCUCCAGAAGGAUCCAUCGGUCCGAGCGUCACUGGAGGAGAUUGAGGCUCACCGCUGGUUGCAGGGGCUGGACAAUGUGCUGCUCAGCCCAGAGGCCCCUCCCCAUUGGCUCUCGGGGGCCCUGUCCUCGACCUCGCCGCUCUCCCGAAUGGUCGAGUCUGGUGACUUGCUCGCCGCCAAGCCGCAGUCCUUACCGGCGCCGCGGCAGGUCAACCUCAGCUACUCGCUUCACCCGCCGCCGGCCGAGGAACCUCGCGUCGCCAAGAACCUCCCAGCUCUACUGCAGAUUUGUGAGGAGGAGGAGGAGGAGGAGGAGCUAGAGGAGAGCAACCUGGCCAAAGAGUCUGAAGGUUUGUUGUCGUUGUCUGCGACUGAGCCACAGAAGAAGUUUGAGGUCGUGCUGGACGCUGCGGACGAUCAAGAGGAAAGGGCGGAAGAGCAAUUGACUCCGGGGGAGAAGUUUGAACCGGAGGAGGAUGGAGCGGACACGGAAAGAGAGCGCACGCAAAGCGCGAGCGUGAUUUCAUACCAACCCGUCGCUCACCUCAACAAUCUCGUGAGUCACGCGCCGGAGCGCCCCGCCUCGUGCGAGUCUAAGGCCGCUUUGAGGGUGCCGUGUUGCCAGGGGUGGAGUGAGAAAACCCCCCAGCAAGAGACGGAACCAAACAACAACUUCAACAAAGCCGCCGCCUCCGCAAUGCCGAAAAAACAAAAAACACACCGCGGAGAGAAGACGGAGCAAUGGACGGACACGGGCGCCGGGGACGACUUUGUAACGGACAGAUCCCAAUCGCGCAAUACAACCGGGCCCUGGGACGAAGCCGCCAAUACCGCCGCCGCCUCCGCCGCCAGGGUGGAGCCGGCGGGGAAACGCCACAGCCUCAAGCUCCGCGAGCGCCUCUUCCAGUUGCCCCUGUGUGAGAAAGCGCUGGCCUUCAACAUCCCCACAAACAACAAAGCCAAGAUCCUCCCACUGGCCCAGUACAACUGUUGCCAUGUGCUUUAAAUAACAGGAGAGUUUCGAGUGCACACUUGAGCACAAAUCGCUCCGGUUUCUCGACGGCACGGUGCUUUGAGUGGAGCCGCUUUGCGACUGGGUGAGCGCGUAGCAAGCACACUGUAGAGAAAAUUGUGAGCUGCCCACAACGAAGCGCUUCACAGAAAAACAAAACAAAACACACAAAAACUCACUAGCACUUGUUUCUUCUUCUUCUUCCCUUUGCACAACCCGCUUCUCUGGUUCCAAACCUCUUAAAUAUAAGCUGAGAGACUGUUACGAUAUGUUGUGAUAUACGCCACGUGCUAUAAUCCGCCUCAGACUGAGAUGAUUGUAUCAUUCUCCGUCCUCUUAAUGUUCUGUCCGUUGAUCACUCGCCCUACUAGUUUUUUUUUUUUGGUCACAUCUACGAUCGUCAUGGGAACCGUGUGACUUGCUGUGCAUGCUCUUAGCGUUAUUUAUCACCGUAAUACCUCCAUACCGUGUCUUGGCUCGGAGCAGGACACCGCUGUUGUUCUUGUUACCUUGAUUGCACUUCCUUCCCUAACUGUACAUCUUGGAAUAUGAAUCACGUGUUACAUAUUGGUAGAGGAGUCACUCCGUGUAUAUUUGGUGUAUUUUCACAUCCACUCAUGUCUUAUUCGAGGCAAAUUUGUAGAUACAUGUUGUACAGUGAUAAGAGCCAAAGCUGUAGAAUAAGCUACUGUACAGUAACACAUCUACUUUCCCUGUAGCCCUGCGGAGCAGCUUAUUUGUUGUUCAUUUCUACUGUUUCCUGCCUAAGUUGGGAAUGCAACCGGGCAUACAUUCCUCGCUUAUAGAGAAAAAGCGUAAAAAUUUGAUUGUCGCUUUGUAAUUUCGGCAGCACUGUAAGUACAAUACAAUACAAUACAAUACAUGCUGAUUUAUAUAGCGCUUUCACAACAGCGGCAGCUGUAACAAAGCGCUUUACAAAACAGUUAACAUAAAGUAAAAUAAUAAACACAACACAAUACAAUUUAUUAAAAUAUUAUAUAAUUAUACAAUUUGCACCAAGAACAGAUUCAAUAGAGAAGUGAUUAUUCCUGGGCCAGUUGCAGCCUGCCCCUCCCUGGUGUGUUCUGUUUUCCUGCUUUGAAUUAGAGGACCUUUUUUUUUUUUCUGGAAUUAUUUAUUAAAUGACAUCAAUGUAACCAAUGUGCUCCAUGACGUUUGUCAGGAAGAAAAAAAAACAAACACGCUUUCUUCAUUUGCGUCUUUAUUGCGAUACAGCCUGUGGUCCACACGUCAGGUCAAGCGAACACAUGCAGAACACUUCAUUGAGUUGAUGCCGACUGGUGGCUGGAUGUGGAAUAUCUCUUUUUUUUUAUUGUAAACAGAUUGGGGAGCCACAAGCGCUGUUUUUUGGAAGAAUAAAGCCUCCAAUGUGCGAGUGGCCGCAUUGACGUCGUCGUCGUGUAUGUGUGAUGCUCCGUCUGCCAGCACUGAAGUGUGACUAGCACAAUGUGCACAGAAGACAAAUGAGUGGUAAUACUGACCAGUUAAGCAGUCAUUAGAAGCACAAUCCAGAAUAUAAAACAUUGGACAACACAUCCCCCCCACCGCCAAAAAAAAAACGCAUACAAUAGCAGAGCACAAGUGGUCUUUUGUUUUUUUCCUUAUUAUUUUUCUCAAGGCUUAAUAUUCAAAUCCAGCAUUAAAAAAAAAAAGAUUUGAGCAUUUUAGCAGCCACAUUUUUUAUGGGAGUUCAGUACCAAAACACAGUCUAGUAUUGUUACGACCAAA